This is a messenger RNA of Cyclocybe aegerita, 1995 nucleotides long. The record is from the annotation of a GenBank genome assembly. Lineage: Eukaryota; Fungi; Basidiomycota; Agaricomycetes; Agaricales; Hemipholiotaceae.
AUGCAGGUUAGUUCUCCGAGCAGUUCCACUGCGGAAGCAGAUAGCUCUGCCAGCGACACGAAGCAGGAAGAUGAUCGUCAGGUUGCUCAUGCGCUUCUUGUCGGGAAACGAAAGAUUUCCUCGAACGCUGGCAACCCACGACCAUUCAAACGCCCUCGUGGAAUGCGUGGUCUGCUGCAGCAGUUACCAGAGAUGCCCCUGGAUGUGGUGUACGAAAUAUUCAGUCAACUGAACCCCUUGGACAUCUUGAACCUCUCUCGCACCACUAAGGAACUGCGCAAAAUGCUUCUGAGUCAAACUUCGAUAUUCAUCUGGAGACGUUCUCGAGAGAAUAUCGAGAGCCUUCCGGAAUGCCCCAAAGACCUCAGUGAGCCCCAAUAUGCCGACCUGGUUUUUGGCCGCAACUGCAAUUAUUGCCUGCGAAACCUGCACAAACUCCAUGUAAUUUGGGAUGCCGGAGUAAAAUGCUGCAAGCCAUGUGUACCCAAAGAAUUCAUACCCCGAGCUGACGGGUGGACGGCCACUCAAGCUUAUCCACGAGAACUCGCGAUAUUUUUACCGAAGGUUGGCAUCGUUCAAGGUCGCCGUAGUCGAGAAUAUGGCCUCCGAACGCUUCACGAAGCAUGGCGCGAAAAAAUGGCCUCUUUGACAGAUGAAGAGGCAAGACAGUGUUGGCUGCAAGCCGAGAUCCGGAAACGUCGCAAGAUGCAUCUAGACACUGCCAAAUGUCAAGAAUGGCUCGAUGGGUACAAGGCUGGGCAACAAGAGCAAAAAGAAGAACAGAUCAAGAAACGGAAAGCUAUCAUCUUGGAGAGACUUCGUAACUCAGAUUGGGGAGAAGAACUUGCAUUAAAUAGGGGUUGCAAGCCGUUGGAAUUGCCUGCGGUUAUUAAGGUCUGCCAGAAAGAAUUGACGGAGAGAAUCCUUUUGAAUUUGGAUGAACAUCUAAAUGAAUUCAUGAAGGAAGCCCAGGAUAAACGUUUGUUUCAGGAGCGAGCUAAAGUUAUGAAGGCGCGUCUUCCGAUCCUGAAGCAAGAGCAUACUACUUGGAUUUCGAAAUUCCCCCCCAAUGCAAUAUACCCGCCACUGAGCGAGGUCUAUCGUUUCCGUGAAAUACAGGAUAUUUUUUUCAAGGACCUUCCAGGCGACUGUCCAGAGAACUAUUUCGCCGCUCUGAAUACUUCGUCAAAGCACUUUUUACAACUCUGGGACGAGAAUGUUCGAGCGCAGCUCAUUCGACUCGUCAAAGAAGCAAACCUUGUUGACUAUAACUUUGAUCCCGCCACCGUCCUGAACCUAGCGACAACUUUCUUUACUUGCGGUCAAAACAAUGUCCCUCUAGGGUAUCCUCGUAUCGCGAUGCACCGUGGCGCUACUGUUUCUGGCGGUUAUUCGAAUUCUCUGUUUCGUGAUGAACGAGUGCUCGGCGAGACGAUUGGACAGGUUUAUUGGAACCAAUUUCAUCAAAUAUCUUUCGCGAAGGAUGUGUUCGAGAUCGUGACGGCUCUAAUCCGCCUGUGCAGCUAUGACCCGACCGUAAUCACGGCACAAGAGCUCAAUGAAGCGAAUCCCAUCUUCGAGUGUACUGCCUGCAGCGAUGAUGAUGGUCGCGCUGCAAUGACCUGGUGUGCAGUUAUUGCCCACCAAAGGUCGAGCCAUCCUGGUUCAAAAACAGAUACUUCAAAGCUGCAUUUAUUGGGUGAAGAAGACACCAUUAAGGCUCGCCAAGGAAUAGCCGAACUGCAAGAGCGGAACCUGUGGAAGGAAAAGUGGACGGAAAACCUAACAUGUGUUCACUGUAAGGAAACUGGAAACAUGAAGAAAUUGAUGAAGCAUGUUCAAGAUGCGCAUGGCAAACCCGUCCUUUCCAAGGAAGACUUCGUCCCUAACUUCGACCACGAUCAUACCCCUCCUCUAUAUCGCCUGUGGCCACCAAGAGAGCUAUUACACUGCAAUGCACCAGCUACGGACACGAGAGAAUCCAACCCUGAAUGA